CUAUCCUCCACCCUUUACGUUCUCGACCACGCCAACAACCUACUUCACAGGGACACACCCCUUCUCAAAGAUCUCACGCAGUCUGUUAGAAUAGACUGGUACUAUGGCGGAUGCCGCCCAGUGGCCGAGCCCACCAUGCACGACCAGUCUGGGCCGUGGUCGUCUACUCCUAAUAGUAGCUCCAUCAUGACGAGCGUGUUCUUAAGCCUGUCGAGCAUUACGCCGCUUGAUGAGUCUACAGCCCAACAAGAUCCAGCGAGACAAAGGUUCUUAGGACCAGAAAUCUAUCAGCCGCCCAGCGCCUUGAACAGACUUUCCCCUUCGGAUGCCGAACAUGCGCGCAAUGUCUUUCUGACGCUCCAAGUGCUUUUCCCGCACGAGCUGCUGCCGGCGCUGGAUAUACUUGACCGCGGCCUCGUGACCAGGCUUACACUACGCCCCGAGAGUGCCGAAGAAGUCGAGCACCCUUUACCAAAGGAAAGCCCAGAUGUUGGAGGUCCGUGGGAGGUGUACUAUGUUCAAUCGUCGUCGGCCGUAACCUCGUCGAAUUCAGGCCGGCGCGGCCGCGGAGGCUCAUCAAUCUCGAGAUCUUCUUACUAUUCUUCUCGCCGACGUGAUGCGACCUCCACGUUCUACGAGGUCCGGCUGGACAGCUGGAACUGCAGUUGUCCGGCCUUCAGUGUCUCGGCGUUUCAGGGACUCAAUGUGGGUGGUCAUGACUCGGACCAGUUUGAGGAACAACCACAAGCCGACAUCGAUACUACCGACCAAACCCACGACUGGAUGUUCGGCGGCCUGGCGACCAAUCCCUCCUCUCGUUCAGCGCCUUCUUGCAAACACAUCCUGGCUGCGGUGCUGGCAAAGGCCGCCCCUAAGCUCUUUAGUUCCGCCGUCACGUCCCGGGAAGUCAGCAAGGAGGAACUCGCUGCAUGGGGCGCAGGUUGGGGCGAGUUCGGCGCACGAUAAGAGCUCCUGGGUUAACGGGUGGCUACAGCACAGUACAUGUCAUCAUGUCCGCGUGCAGCCUUUGCCUACUAGUAGAAAGAGGACCAGACUCGAGAACUUGAAGGACGAACGUUUUGCAGGAAUCUUAUCCCCCGCUGGACCCCGUUAUCUUGUGGCAGGACUGGCAGGUUCCAUUGGAAUCCUACAUAGCAAGAAUAGGACAAAAUUCCUAAAGAGCUUCCAAUGAGCCGUUAGCGAGUAAGACGAGUGCACUCGGUAUGGGGGUAAAUGAGCAACGGCCACGAGAGAUAUAGUCUGGCCACGGAAACUUCUUUCAUCCAGUGACAGACAGAAGCCGCAUCCAAAUUCUAUGACCACUUCAUGUGACCUCGAUGCCAUAUUGUACAUUGAACCAGCCUGCUGAUGUGACACGAUGAUGUAUGUACUUCC
This is a messenger RNA of Exophiala dermatitidis NIH/UT8656, 1395 nucleotides long. RefSeq lists its product as uncharacterized. The coding region runs from base 136 to 966 and encodes 276 amino acids. The record is from RefSeq and is a predicted model, not a curated record. Gene Ontology annotation, molecular function: zinc ion binding. Lineage: Eukaryota; Fungi; Ascomycota; Eurotiomycetes; Chaetothyriales; Herpotrichiellaceae. The transcript has a single exon.